GGCCCCGCCCCAUGGGGUGGCCUGGCCGUUUGGUCUGGAGCAGCUGAAACCGGUUUGAGCGGAGGCGCUCCCUACCGCUCAGCGCUGCCGCGGAUCGCCUGGAGGAGCGCUGGCGAGGUGUGGACGGCGGGCGCCCGGCACCUCAGCCUGCGGCCCUCGCUCUCCGGCGCGGCGGUGCCGCGGACCGCUGACCCGGGGACACGGCAGCAAGACAUCCUAAAACAAAUCCAUCAAAAUGACACCUUCUCAAGUUACCUUUGAAAUAAGAGGAAAUCUUUUACCAGGGGAAGUUUUUGCGAUAUGUGGAAGUUAUGAUGCUUUGGGAAACUGGAAUCCACAAAAUGCUGUGGCUCUUCUUCCAGAGAACGAGACUGGUGAAAGCAUGUUGUGGAAAGCAACCAUUAAACUCACUAGAGGCAUAUCAGUUCAAUAUCGCUACUUCAGAGGGUGCUUUUUAGAACCAAAGACUAUCGGUGGUCCAUGUCAAGUCAUAGUUCACAAGUGGGAGACUCAUCUACAACCACGAUCAAUAACCCCUUUAGAAAAUGAAAUUAUUAUUGAUGAUGGACAAUUUGGAAUCCACAAUGGUGUUGAAACUCUGGAUUCUGGGUGGCUGACGUGUCAAACUGAAAUAAGAUUACGUUUGCAUUAUUCUGAAAAACCUCCAGUCUCAAUAACCAAGAAAAAAUUUAAAAAGUCUAGAUUUAGGGUAAAGCUUACACUAGAGGGUCCAGAGGAAGAUGAUGAUGAUAGGGUGUCUCCCACUCUUCUUCACAAAAUGUCCAAUACCUUGGAGAUAUCUUUAAUAAGUGACAAUGAGUUCAAGUGCAGGCAUUCACAGCCAGAGUGUGGUUAUGGCUUACAGCCUGAUCGCUGGACAGAAUAUAGCAUACAGACAAUGGAACCAGAUAACCUGGAAUUAAUCUUUGAUUUUUUUGAGGAAGAUCUCAGUGAACAUGUAGUUCAGGGUGAUGCCCUUCCUGGACAUGUGGGCACAGCCUGUCUCUUAUCAUCCACCAUUGCGGAGAGUGGGAAGAGUGCUGGAAUUCUUACUCUUCCCAUCAUGAGCAGAAAUUCCAGGAAAACAAUAGGCAAAGUGAGAGUUGACUUUAUCAUUAUUAAGCCAUUACCAGGAUACAACUGUGACAUGAAAUCUUCAUUUUCUAAGUAUUGGAAGCCGAGAAUACCACUGGAUGUUGGACACAGAGGUGCAGGGAACUCAACAACAACUGCCCAGCUGGCUAAAGUUCAAGAAAAUACUAUUGCUUCUUUAAGAAAUGCUGCUAGUCAUGGUGCAGCCUUUGUAGAAUUUGAUGUUCACCUUUCAAAAGACUUUGUGCCUGUGGUAUAUCAUGAUCUCACUUGUUGUUUGACCAUGAAGAAGAAAAACUUUAGGCAUACACAGAAGUUUGAUGCUGAUCCAGUUGAAUUGUUUGAAAUUCCAGUAAAGGAACUAACAUUUGACCAACUCCAGUUGUUAAAGCUUGCCCAUGUGACUGCAUUAAAAUCUAAAGAUCGACAAGAAUCUGUGAUUGAGGAAGAAAAUUCCUUUUCUGAAAAUCAACCAUUUCCUUCUCUUAAGAUGGUUUUAGAGUCUUUGCCAGAAGAUGUAGGGUUUAACAUAGAAAUUAAAUGGAUCUGCCAACAAAGGGAUGGAAUGUGGGAUGGUAACUUAUCAACAUAUUUUGACAUGAAUAUGUUUUUGGAUAUAAUUUUAAAAACUGUUUUAGAAAACUCUGGAAAGAGGAGAAUAGUCUUUUCUUCAUUUGAUGCAGAUAUUUGUACAAUGGUUCGGCAGAAGCAGAACAAAUAUCCCAUAUUAUUUUUGACUCAAGGAAAAUCUGACAUUUACCCAGAACUUAUGGAUCUCAGAUCUCGGACAACCCCCAUCGCAAUGAGCUUUGCACAGUUUGAAAAUCUUCUGGGGAUUAACGCACAUACUGAAGACCUGCUCAGAAAUCCGUCCUAUAUCCAAGAGGCAAAAGCUAAGGGACUAGUCAUAUUCUGCUGGGGUGAUGAUACCAAUGACCCUGAAAACAGAAGGAAAUUGAAGGAAUUUGGAGUUCAUGGUCUAAUUUAUGAUAGGAUAUAUGAUUGGAUGCCUGAACAACCAAAUAUAUUCCAAGUGGAGCAGUUGGAACGCCUGAAGCAGGAAUUGCCAGAGCUUAAGAGCUGUUUGUGUCCCACUGUUAGCCACUUUGUUCCCUCCUCUUUGUGUGGGGAGACUGAUAUCAAUGGCAUUGAUAAUGUGGAGAAUGCUUAGUUUUUAUUGCAUAGGCCAUUUUGGGGCAUGCACCGCUGUUCUGGAUAAUCAGUUUUCAUCAUUGAGCAUUGUUUAUGCCUUUUGGGUUUCUCAGUCCAAUGAAGCAAUAAUGAAGUAUUUUACUCUUUCACUACAGUUCUUGCAAAAAUUUCAAAUAUGCUAUUUAAAUCACUUGGCCAGGUAUAAUUUCCAGUCAGUCUCUAGACAAGGAGAAAAUUUAUUGUUUGGUAAAUAUUUUUAAACUAAAUAUUUAAGCCUAUAAUGUUAAACAAAUCUUCAUUAAAAGCAUAGCACUUUGAAAUUAACUAUAUAAAUAUUUCAUAUUUACUCUUAGAGCUUUUCAUUUGAUCAGGUCUGAAAUCUUUAGCACUUGAGGAAAGUGACUACGCAUAAUUAUACCUGACCAUGGAACAAAUAAGUACCUCAAAUGCAUGCAUUUGCACUGGUGAUUCCAACUGCACAAAUGUUUGUGCCAUCUGUGUAUAUAGGUAUUUUUUACAUGGAUUGACAUACACAUACACCAUUUUCAUUCAGUAUGAACCUUGAGGCUGCUGCCAUUUCCCUCACUUAACCAAACCAGCCUGGAGGUGAGCCUUGAAACUCAUUUCAUCUUUCAAAAGUUGUUUUGCAUAAAUGUUAAAAUUUCAAAAUGCUGCAGGGUAAUGUAAUGUAUAAAAUAUUAGAAGUAUGUGUUACGUAUGUAGUAGAGUAGAUCACAAUAUAUAAAUUUGAUUCAAUGCAUGCUUUAGGUUUUGAGCAUGAAAUUAUACAUGUUUACUAUUCAGUCCUUGCAUCUGUGGUGCUAGGUAAGUGUGAGAAGAUGUCAAGGACUGAAAAUAUUUUGUUGCCUAAAACAAACAAAAAACAACAAAAAAAGCUAAGGCAUUUAAAGUAUGCUUAUUUUAAGAGUCUCUCACUACCUAUUUCACACUGUUGCUUUGUGGGUUUGUUUUGUGUGCAUAUUGUACAGUAGUUAAAUGUCCAUGCAGAAAAAUAAAUGUCCUGGA
Messenger RNA from Urocitellus parryii (Arctic ground squirrel), 3270 nucleotides. It is a transcript of the gene Gpcpd1, whose product is annotated as glycerophosphocholine phosphodiesterase 1. Lineage: Eukaryota; Metazoa; Chordata; Mammalia; Rodentia; Sciuridae. Gene Ontology annotation, molecular function: glycerophosphocholine phosphodiesterase activity; starch binding. Gene Ontology annotation, biological process: glycerophospholipid catabolic process. The record is from RefSeq and is a predicted model, not a curated record.